GUAACAAAUGGUUGAAAAAAGAAACAGAGAGAAAGGAGUGAAGGGAAGAAGAGGAUAAAAGAAACAACCAAGGGAGAGAGAGAGAGAGAGAUUAGUGAUCUAUACAACAGUGAGGGAAUGGUAUUUUAUAAGGUAUAAAACGCGGACACCAAACACGCUAUAUACAGACGACAGAGAAAGAGGAAGAAAGGAAAUAGAUCAGUUUGCUUUUCAUUUUUUAUCGUGGAUUCCGAUUUUGUCCUUCCUUUUUCUUCCUAAUUUCCGUCGCCUUGUCUUCCCAACCUCCUGCCAUAGCUACACCUCGCCACCCGUUCUAUCUAUGGAUUUUUCUUUCUCUGGCAUCUUCCUAUUUCUUACCUUCUUGUCUUAUUUACGAUUCGUUUCGUCUUCGCCGUCGCCGACUCUUUGCCCUCACCAAUCUCAUGUCUUCCGGAAUGGAAUCUUGUCUCAGUGCCCUCUCGAGAUCUCCCCAAUUCCUCCGCUAGAGGUGGAUGGCAAUUUCCUAGACAGAGUUAUGAAUUCCAAGCAGAAAGCUUAUAUUUCUGUACUUUUUUAUGCAUCCUGGUGCCCAUUUUCUCGUAAUAUGCAUCCCAAGUUUGAAGUCCUUAGCUCGAUGUUUCCCCAAAUAGAACAUUUGGCAGUUGAACAAUCAGUUGCUUUGCCAAGUGUGUUUUCUAGAUAUGGAAUUCAUAGCUUGCCGUCCAUUUUAGUUGUAAACCAGACAUCAAGGGUGCGUUAUCGCGGUCCGAAGGAUCUUCUCUCCCUUGUACAGUUUUAUGAGAAAACCACCGGACUUCAACCCAUUCAAUAUCUUGCUGAAGAUGAAUUAAUGAGUUUGGCAGAUAGCAAUAAAUCGACUGUGCAGUUAUGGAGUGGAUCAUCUACAAAGGGCAUAAUGAAGAAGGAACCUUAUUUGGUAUAUACCAUGCUCUUUCUUAUUGUAAAAGUGCUUAUGUCUAUAUUCCCGGAGGUGUUAUCACGUCUAAAAGCAUUCUGGUUCUCAUAUGUUCCCCAUCUGAACUUGGAAAUAUUUGGUGAGACAAACCAAUUAUUUGAACGGGUACUUAACAUGAUUGAUGUGAGGAGGGUUUGGACGAAGUUAAGAUUCUGCAAGACCAGGAACUUCCAUGCAGGUGCCAAAAAUGCACGGGUUUGGGCAUCUUCCCUGGCUUCAGUGUCUCUGGGUGAACCAUCAUCGGCGAGGUCAUCUUCUUAGAGUAACCGAAAUUCAAUAUUAUGAGCCAAAAACUGAGGGUAGCAAAGAGCAUAAUUAAUGAGAUGGUAUGUAUUGAUGGUGUUGGACAGGUA
Carica papaya (papaya) is the source of this 1308-nucleotide messenger RNA. RefSeq names its product 5'-adenylylsulfate reductase-like 5. The record is from RefSeq and is a predicted model, not a curated record. Lineage: Eukaryota; Viridiplantae; Streptophyta; Magnoliopsida; Brassicales; Caricaceae.